Molecule: messenger RNA, 5362 nt
Organism: Bombus pascuorum
Lineage: Eukaryota; Metazoa; Arthropoda; Insecta; Hymenoptera; Apidae
Product: ubiquitin carboxyl-terminal hydrolase 48-like
Exons: 18
Coding region: 135-3602 (1155 amino acids)
Biological process (GO): protein deubiquitination
Cellular component (GO): cytosol; nucleus
Molecular function (GO): cysteine-type deubiquitinase activity; cysteine-type endopeptidase activity
Source: RefSeq, a predicted model, not a curated record
GUAAGCUUGAAAACGUGAUAAGUUUUUUUCGCAGUCAGAUAAUGUUGUAGAAGAAGCACAGUACUUUACAACAUUCGCAGCGGCAUUUUUCAUAACCUCAACAGUCAGGAACAGUACGGUACUUUUAUAUAAAAAUGCCGCCAACAAAAAAGACUGAUUUAGACAAAUUAGCAUGGGCUUGGGUGGAAAGUGUGGUAUUAGACCAAAUAGAAAGGAUACAUUUGGAAACUGCGUAUAGAAUAGGUUUAAAAGCAUGUAAAAAUUGCAAACGUAAUUGCACAAAUAAUCCACAAUGUUUGACUGGAUUAGGAGAAGAGAAGUACAUGAAGUCGCAACCCGCAGAAGUAAUGCCUUUAGAAAGUUCUUUAUCUGAAUUACGUGAUCCUACCCAAUAUGUUGGUCUAAAGAAUUUAGGUGCAACUUGUUAUGUUAAUAGCUUAAUUCAAAUGUGGUUUCAUAAUGAAGACAUGAGGAGGAUAAUAUACAAGUGGGAUAUCACAGAAGAUCCAGAGGAAAGGGAAGCAGUGUGUCAAGCUGAGAAGAAAGGAGUACCGUUUCAUCCAGUGACAGCAGUAGGACAGUUGCAAUAUAUAUUUGCAAUGAUGCAAUUCGGAAAUCGUCGUCUGCUCGAUCCGAUGAAUCUCGCGAUCGCAUUGUCUUUGGAUACUAGAACUCAGCAGGAUGCACAGGAAUUCUCCAAGCUACUUCUCUGCCAUAUCGAAGGGAAACUCCAACAAAACUCAGAACUGAAGCAGAUGCUGCAGAGGCUGACCCAAGGAAAAUACAGCUAUAUCAAUUGUUGCUCUAAAUGCGGAACUGAAUAUCCAACCUCCACUACAUUCUACGAAUUGGAUCUACAACUCGCAGCCACUCUGAAAGAGGCAGUAGAGAAAUACUUAUCUGUGGAACAAUUGACUGGAGCAAAUCAAUAUCACUGCGUUACCUGCAAUGACAAAAAAGAUGCGCGCCGGUUUAUACGCUUGGAAUCUCUUCCAGAAACAUUAAACAUACAAUUAAUGCGUUUUGUGUUUCAUAGAGAUUCUGGGCAGAAAAGAAAGUUGAAUUCUUUUAUACAAUUCCCGGAAGAUCUCGAUAUGUCAGAAUAUGUUAGGUGUCCGCCACAAACUCAUUUGUAUAAUCUCGUCGCAGUUUUAAGUCAUAAAGGCCCAUCUGCACAUUCAGGUCACUAUAUUGCGAAUAUAUGCAAUUCAAAUGGCGAAUGGUAUCAAUUUAGUGACGAUAAAGUGGAAAAAAUGCAGAAUAAAAGAAUCGAGGAUGGUGUUAGUGAAUUUUCUAUUACAGAGAAUUUGAAGGUAGUAAAACGGGGACGUAUACCGAAAGGAUUUUUGUCUUCUAAUACCGCGUAUAUGUUAGUUUAUAAGAAAGUCACUCCAGAAAAACGAACAUGUAGUACAAAGAAAAAUAAGUUGAAAAAGCUAGAUGGAGAAACCAAUAGUAAUAAUAAUACAACAGCUAUGGAAAAAAUUGUAAUAAUUCAAGAAAAAUCAGACUCAUUAAACGAAGAGAAACACAAAUGCUAUACAACGUCAGGUGUUUCUGAUAUAAAUAAUUCUGAGAAAAUAUUGAAACCUGAUAUGGAGAGCAAACAGGAAAUGGAAAUUUCGAGAGCAUCUCCAGAAAAUGUUGCAAUAGAACAGUCUGUGAACGCAGAUUCUACCUUUGAUGAACAAAAUGGCAAACAUUACGAAUUCGACAAUAAAGAAGAUAAGCCCGAUAUGGAUAUGAAGAAACCAGUUGUAAAAGUUGUGAAGUUGGACUACAAGCGGUUAAAUGGUGCUGCGCAUAGAGCUAUGAGUUGUGGGGAACGUGAUUUUUACGAAGAGAUGGAGUUUGAAAAUUGGGAAGUGAGUACAACGUUGCGCGACUUAGUGAGGCAGGAGAAUGUGAAACACGAAUUAAGCUUAUUGGCUAUUCAACAAGAAAAACAAAAGGAGAUCGAAGAUCAGAAUUUAAAGAGACAACUUGUCAUAGACGUGUAUAAUAUUAUUUCGAACGUAGUUUCGUGGGACACAUAUCAAUGGAUUCCAAACGAUUGGUUAUCAAAAUGGCUCAAUGGACACUUAUCUGUCGAUGGAGUACCACCAAUAGACAAUUCUACAUUAAUGUGUUCGCAUUAUCGACUUGAUCCUUUGAAAGUGAAUCGUGCAAAGUGUAUACCUGUCACAGCUGCGGAUUUACUUUAUGAUAAAUAUCGUGGAGGACCGCGAUUAGAUGAAAAUUCUUUUUGCGAAAUUUGCGUGAAACGUCGGUACAAGCUACUUCGUUUUAAGAUAUCGCUUGAACGUGAUCACAAGGAAGUUAGUGAACUCGUUCGAAAUUUCAAAGAACCGUCUGAGACUAGUUAUAUCGUGGGUGCUGAUUCACUGAGAUCAUGGCGAAGACUUGCGAUGGAAAAAUUUACGGACGAUAUGGAGCAGGAAAUUGAGGAUGAAGACUGUCAAGAUCCGAGUGGCUCGCAGGAAGAUAGUAAAAUUGGUACAAGUAAAGAAAGUGAAGGACUGAAAGAACCGGUGGAAGGUGAAGAGAACGAAGUCAUAAUCUAUUUCAAUGAGGAUUUACUUUGUGAGCACAGUUCAUUGAAAACACCAGAUUCGACAAGAAAAAUAGUGCCCCGCGAAGCUUGGGUGAUACUUCGAAAAUAUUUCCCAGAGUCCAAGGAGUACUCUAUUGGUGCCGCGUCAUGUUCGAUUUGUGAGGAGAAAAUGGAGAACGCGCAGAAAGCAAAAAAGGACGACAAGAUAAAAGCCAAACAACAAAGGGAUGAGUUAAACGACUUGUAUCACGGCCGAAAUAGGAACGAAAUAUUGAAGUGUGAAGAUCCAGAAAAAACAUUUUAUAUCGUCGAGAAGGGUUUUUUGGACAGUUGGCGUUCCUUCAUUCGAUACGCUGAAGUGUUUUCGAAAACACCGCCGGUUGGUAUUAGAAACGCUUUUCUUCUCUGCGAACCGCACAAAGGAUUUCUCUACUCACCUUCUGUCAACAAUGAACUGUAUACCAUUAUAACAGCCGACGAAUGGGCGAAAUUGAUGCAGUUUUACGACGUCGAUUAUCCGAUCAUCAUUAAGAAGAUCAAAUCUGAUUUUCAUACGCAACCCAGUUUGUGCGCGGCGUGUAUGCUGGUGAGAGUGGAGCAAGAACGUCUGGAGAGUCUCAAGUACGACAGGGCGACGAUUUAUAUAAAGUGCGUGGAGGAUAACGAGGAUACGAAGUUGGAAAACGAUCUCGAGGUGGCAGCCAAGAGACCAAAGAUGGAGAACACGAGGCCGUCGAGGACUAGGCGGAACUUGAAAGGAUCACACGAGUUGAAAGUAUCGUCGGAGAUUACGUUGAAGGAGCUAAAACUAAUGACGAUGCAAAUUUGCGGUGCUGGUCCCUACGAUCAACAUCUGAUGUUGGGCGAACACGAACUGACCGAUCACAGUCAGAGUCUUGCGGCGCUUGGCAUAUUUCCUGGGGCACUUCUCACCUUGAAGAUCGACACGCCGAUAGAGAACGAAGCAGACGUAACGUCGGAUGUAAACAACCCCGAGUCCACGUUCCCAGAAAAGGGUUUCAAGGGAACGGAAUUGGUACCGAGCUGAUCUGCGUCAUCAAGUGUCAGAGGAUAGGCAAUUGCAUUGUGGCGGGACGUUUAAUGACGAUAGUCGAUUUAACAUAAAAUAUUUUUGUACGCGAGUUAUCAUAUACUAUACAUAUAUUAAUCUGUAUAAUAACGUAUACAGAGGUGUGUUAAACGAGAUAUAUCACGCUGAGAAGAGAAGAGAAGCUGUCAUGGCUGUACAAUCCGACGAAUAUCGCGUUUUUAUUGUUAUUAACAUUAUUUUACGCACAGACAUGGAUGAAUCAGAAAAGAUGAAAAGCUAUGAAGGGAUGAGUGGCAACUAAGAAACCCAAAGAGAGAAAGAUUAGGUGUCGAACUUUGUAAUUAUUAUUGGUAAAUAUAUGGGUGGUUGCGUAGUCUAUCGUGCUACGGAAUCGAGGGAUGUUAGAAUGUGUGUGAACAGGAGCAAGAAGAAGAAAAUGUGUUCGUGAAGGGAUGAUUACGUUAUAAUGACCGAUAAAAUUGAUAUUUCUAGGAAUAAUCAUUUUUCUACCAUUGAAUAGCGAUUAAGAAGAUUAUUAGAGAUUAAAAUUUAUCUCGUGUUUUACGUAAGUUAGCUUAGCUUGUAGAUUUAUCUGUUUUAUGUUGAGCUUGCUCCUUAGUGAAGGGUUUGCUUCGUUCGAAUAGAAAGCUGUGUCAGUGCGACCUAAUAUUUAGCUGCUUCGUUACUUCUCAGCGUUUCUUUUUUCCUUUUUUUCUUUCUCUCUUUUUUUUUUUUUUUUUUUUUUCUUGAAGUAGCAAACAUCUGACAAAGAUAGCGGAGGAUAAUGUUUUCUACUUACGAAGUAGCUUUAUAAAUUUUGUCGUACUUUAUAUGUAACCUCGAGAUCAUGCAUAUCUACGAUUUAUUAAUAGUUAUAAUUUUUUGUUGAAUUAUAUUAUUAAUUUAUUUGGAUGAAUUUGGCAAUCUACUGUACAGGAAAUUCCAUGAUCGCUGGAACAUAAGAAAUUAUGUAAACACUUCGGUUACGAACUGAAAACCAUUUAUGGUCUCGCGAGAAUUCUAACAAAUCUCAAGAAACGUCUCACGUACAUAGAAUAGUCAAAUUUUGUAAUCUCUUAAAUUCACCGCUUACAGCGAAAGAACCGAAGAAAGUAAUAGUGCGAAUUUCUUGUACACGUGUGUAAUAUAAUUUGAUCUGAAAUGAUUUUAGGUUAUAAAUAAUCAAAUCAGUGGAUCUGAUUUUUAACGUAUAUUUUUCCAUGUAAAAUAUACGAGAAGGUAGGAUAGAGAUCGGUCGCUUCCACGAAUCAUUCCUUCCAUUACAUUCAGAGACGAACUUGGAUUUCCACUGUGUUUGGAAUGGAAACUGAUAGAGAUACUGUCGUGACACUAUUUUUUAAAGACAAAGUGAUUUUUAGUUGAGUUUUUUGGUAACACGUGCAAUUUUAAGUUUACGUUAUUACAUCACAGGAGAGAAAUGUGCGUGCACGGAAUGCGAGGAUUGCGAACGUUUUGGGUGUCGAUCAUUUCUACGAUGGUGUACCACGGCGCCCAUGGAGCUUUCUCUCUCUUUUUUUGUGCACUUUGAUUAAUGCAAAUACAACUGUCUUUAGCGAAACUUUCUUCCGUUCUCCGGCUCUCGAUGUAUCAUUAUUCAUAAAUUGCGUAUAUGACUGUAUCGUUGCAUAGAAAAUGGUUAUAGGUGCGUUGAAGAGAAUCCUAGAGAUCAUAGGAAUAAUUUACUGUUCGUCGUAGAAGCUGAGAAUAAAAUGGCACAGUAGUACUGAUCAUAUACA